AUAUACAAGAUACUGGAGAGAGCAUAAACGCUUUAACAGGCAGACAGACGCAUAUCUCGACACCUGGAGACAUGAGUUUGGAGACAUACCGCUUUAGCGGCAUCAGUGGGGAGAACGAGGGCUUCGUGCAGGGCUCCGGUGAGGAUGACAGCACGUACACACAGGAAGCAGACAGGCUAAGCGGUGAGCUGACCGGACAAGAGACCCUAAUCCCAACCUCGUCAUCAAGUGAGGGAGAAGAAGCGCGACCGACGAAGGCGCCCAAGGCUCCGGAACGAAGACGAGAUGGUGCAAACAUCAAUGUACCAGUGGGUUAAGCGUGGAUGAACGCCUAUUGUAAUGGCGCUUGUUGUCAAUGCAGUAUGCUGAACCACCCAUGCGACCAGAGACGCGCUUGAGGAUAAGGACCA
Molecule: messenger RNA, 410 nt
Organism: Cucurbitaria berberidis CBS 394.84
Lineage: Eukaryota; Fungi; Ascomycota; Dothideomycetes; Pleosporales; Cucurbitariaceae
Exons: 1
Coding region: 72-317 (81 amino acids)
Source: RefSeq, a predicted model, not a curated record